GACGGGAGAGGGAUGGGAGAGAGAGAAAAAAAGAAGCACAACAAAUACAAACAUAUUGAAACGUGAAACCGCGACCGCGCGAUGUGCGUGUACACAUUUUGAUCAUUUUAAACGAAUAAAAUUAUUCAGUAGAACGACUGUUAUAAAUAUAAUGUGCCUGAAUAAAUAGAAAAGUGGAUCAACGAACGAACCGUUCCAAAUUAACUUCUACGCUCUGAGUACUCGACGUUAUUGUGCGAAAAAAAAACAGCUAUCGCUAGACAAGUAUGUUUUUUUGGCUGGCUUAUACACGUAAAUAGAAAAGCGUAAUAAUAUGUUAAAAACAGAAAAAAUAUGAAAAUUGCAAGACUCUUUCAUGUCAUGUAUGUGACACAAUUGUAACCGAUAAAUGAGCAUUCAGAUGUGCGAGAAAGUGUUUUUUAUCUGACAUUGAUUCGUAUGUUUUCAUAAGCUGUUUCAAAACCUUUCUCUUUUUUCCAGUUUCACCCACGCAUCGUGUUGGCCAUACGUAUAUACGUGUGCACCACGCUACUCAGUAAAAGGAAAUAUCCGGAGGUCCUAUCGCAAUAGUUCAAUGCUUUGUAACUGUGUAGGUGGUAUUGCCUAACUCUUUUCCAUAUGAUCUCCUAAUUAACUUCAACUAUUCAGUUCGAUUUUUUCUCUAAAUAAAUAUUUAUUGAAAAAAAUUACUAGAAUAAAGCUACUAUUUUUCAUUUAACUCAUUAAGUGCUGGCAGUGAUGAUAGUUUUACAAAUGAAGUUUCUUCAAUAUCUGUCAGAUACUAAAUUUAUAAAAUAGCUCUCAACGUAAAUAUAACAAUAAAAGUCUAACAAACACAUUAGCUGAAUUCUGAGAUAUAACUAAUGAAACAAGAAAAUAAUUAUCAGCAAAAUUAAAUAAUAAAUUAUUAGGAAUUAUAAAAAUGCAUUUUUCAGUACCAGAUACUCAAGAGCUAAUUGAUGAAGCUGGAAAUGCUUAUUUAGGUUAUAAUGUGCACAUUAAUGGGUUAUUCCAUUGUACAGUCCGGUAUAAGCAGCUCCAUAAUCUACAUGAACAAUUAUCAAAAGAUAUGGAAAUACCUCUGCCACCUUUUCCUCCAAAAAAGUUUUUUCCAUUAACAGCCAAUCAGCAAGAAGAUAGGAGAUUAUUACUUGAUAAAUAUAUUCAAACAAUUGGUCAAAAUACAACUAUCAAUAGUACAGAACUGCUCAAUGGUUUUCUAUUAAAUGCUCAGUUGGAAGGUGCAGUGUAUCCGAUUGAAGAUGAAAAUUUAGACAUAUUCUUUAUGAAUGGGUCACAGGUCAACUUGAAUGUAACUCAAGCUGAAAACUCUGGUAAAAUUUUAAGGAAAGUAUGCAAACAUAUUAAAUUAGAUGAUAAAUUCCAUCAAUAUUUUUCUUUAUUCAUUGUUUACCAAGAUGAGGGGAAUUUUGUUGUCAUACGAAAGCUGGAAGAAUUUGAGUCUCCGAUUAUAACACAAAGGAACAUGCAUAAAAUUGAGACAAGAAUAAUUUUAGGGAAGUGGUACUGGAAUAUUGAAUUUGAUUUAGAUUUACUUCAAGAUUCAAUAGCUUCAAAUUUAUUGUACAACCAAGCAGUAGCUGAAGUAGAAAGAGGAUGGGUUCUUACAUCAGAAGAAAUUCAUCAAAAUUUGAAAAUUCUAAAAGAGCAAAAUCAAAAAGAUGAGUUUUUAAAAAUAGUUAGAUCACUAAGAUAUUACGGAUACAUGCAAUUUGCACCAUGUAUGUGUGAUUAUCCUCAACCUGGUUCAAAAGUCUUAGUAUCAAUAGGAAAAAAUGAAUUGAAUGUAAGGAUAACAUCACAUGAAAGUAAUCAAGAAGAAAUAGGAUUUAAAGUUACCAGAAUGCGUUGUUGGCGAAUAACAACUCUUCAAGAGGGAAAUGAUAAAUAUGAAGAUAAUACUGAAUGUAAUCUUGAGUUAUCUUUUGAAUAUUUAAUGGCUAAAGACCAUCUGCAAUGGAUAACAAUAUCUUCUGAACAAGCUAUAUUAAUGUCAGUUUGUCUACAAUCAAUGAUUGAUGAGCUUCUAUUUAAAAGUGUUGGGGGUAUUAGAAACCUAGAAUUAAAAGGGAAAUCAUGGACUUAUAUAUCAAGAGAAGGCCAUAGUCGAAUUAUUACAGGUUCCCAUUCUACAGAAAACAAAAGUGUCAAGGAAAAUGACGUUACACCUCGAGUAAGAGCUGAACCAAUUAUAAGGAAAAUUACAGAAAGGUUUUCAUCUGCUAAAGUAAGAAAAUCGAGCAAUAAUAGGUCUCCAAUAGCACACCAACAGGGAAGAAGGAAUGGUGACUUAUUAGAGAAUAAUGCUUUUUGUAUGAUAGGAGACGAUGACCUUUAAAGUCAUUUACUAUUUAUAAUUAACAACGUUGCCAUAUUGAUUUAUGUUAUUUAUUGAAUAUUUCAAAAUAAUAACGUAAAAGAAUGAAACAUUACUCUACUAAAUAAUGAACUAACAUAGAUGACGAUUCGUUUAAUCCAUCAGUAUGAUUAAAUUUUUGGUUCAUGGAUUAUAGAAUGAUUUUUGUGAAACUAGUAUUAUGGGUUAUAAAAUAUCGUGAUGUGAAACGAAAACCGUCUGUAAUAUGCGAUCCGUGAAAAUGUUAUUUCCGUGAAUAUGUACGUAAAAAUAAUUACGUAAAAAAGUUCACUUAAUUGUUUCAACUAACAGAGUACUUAUGUGGAGUAUAUUUUGGCGAUAAGACAGUCAAAGCACUGGAAAUCACUAAGAUAUUUUAAUAAGAAGUUAUCAAAUUCUUCUAAUAGAUUCAUAAGAAAAAGAAAUAAUAGUGUACGUUGAUAUGCUAAUAUUGUUUGAAAACAUACUAUACGAAGACAUAUUUUUUAUAAGAAUAUUUUAAAUGCUAAUGGAGGCGUAGGUGUUUUGAUAAGUUUAAAUUAAAGUUAUACAAUUUAUUAUGCUUUGGAAAUUCUUAUUUAACAACUUUAAAUAAAAAAAUUUCUUUAACCUCAUCAAACUUAGUAACAAUAAGUAAUGUAUGUGUCAUAUGUUAUUUCCAAGUUAUAUAUUUAUAUACAUCGUAAAUUUAAAUAUUUUUAUAUAGAAUAUAAUUUUUUAAUUUGUAAGUAUAAUUCACUUCCAAAGUUAAUUUUAUAUUCUUAAAUUGAUUGAUAAAAACUCAGUGGCCAAAUAUUUAUAGGAAGGAUAAGCUAUUAUUCUAAUUUCGGACAUUAAUAAUUUUUGUUUGUAAAAAGUGUGCAUUAAAAAAUUUAUUUGAUGCAUUUUAUAUUACCUUCAUUGCAGUUCGAUUAUAGACAGAAUUCAAAUAUGAAAAAUGUUGACUUGAAAAUGUGCAUUUAAACUACCUCACUUAUAAAAAAUUAUCAAUUUAACUAAUUAUGUUUUUAUAGAUUCAAUGUUAAAAUAAGCAAUGCAUUUAUUUUGUAAAAAUAACAACCUAAAGAGAUUAAAGGAUAUGUUUACAAAAUAUGUAUUGUAAAAGCAUAAUUCGAGACAUAUCAUAAAUGUUUUUAUACAAUCUGUAAACUAUGAUGUGAUGUGUUAUCAAUGAUUAUAGAAUUUGUUAUUCAUUUAUAAAGAAUUAUAGCCAUAAUUAAGAUUAAUUUUAUGAAUCUCGAUCAAACUUAUAUUAGUUAACAUUUGCUUUACAAUAAAUUCAUGUACAUAAAUAUAACACAGUAUAUAAAUAAUA
Molecule: messenger RNA, 3692 nt
Organism: Phymastichus coffea
Lineage: Eukaryota; Metazoa; Arthropoda; Insecta; Hymenoptera; Eulophidae
Gene: Snx17
Product: sorting nexin-17
Exons: 8
Coding region: 923-2359 (478 amino acids)
Biological process (GO): intracellular protein transport
Cellular component (GO): early endosome
Molecular function (GO): phosphatidylinositol binding
Source: RefSeq, a predicted model, not a curated record